Messenger RNA from Phytophthora infestans T30-4, 1389 nucleotides. RefSeq names its product protein kinase. The coding region runs from base 1 to 1389 and encodes 462 amino acids. Lineage: Eukaryota; Oomycota; Peronosporomycetes; Peronosporales; Peronosporaceae. The transcript has a single exon. Gene Ontology annotation, cellular component: Golgi apparatus; plasma membrane; endoplasmic reticulum. The record is from RefSeq and is a predicted model, not a curated record.
AUGGCAUCAGUUGGGAGAACGCUCUGGAACAAGAUGACAGCCAAGCCUCUUGUCCGCCCGAGCGAUGUGGACGUGCAGACGCUGGUGGCGCCAUUACCUCCAGGCGUGGAGAUGCCACGUCGAACAUCUUCCAAGCCAAGACGACGACGCACCAGCAGCGGCAAAGCCAGCAAAACCAAGCCCAUAUCCAAUGCGAAUACGAACACAAACCGGCCCGACGGCUCGCGCGUGACCCAGCAGCAGUGGAACAUGUGGGAACCUGUGCUGACGCUCGGGUGGUCGAUCGGAAUCUGCUUCGCUCUAGCGGCGGUAUGCAUCGGGCUUGGAAUUCUGAUCGUCUACACGUCGGGUACACUCACGACUCUGCGCGUAGUUUACGACGGUGGCGACGAGGCACAAGCGACGCAGCCGGACGGUAACGUCACGCAUCUUUCCAAUUGCCGCCUUGAUUCAUCGAAUGAUUCCAAUUCAUUCCACGCCGCCCAUACCUGCUACGUGCAUCUGAAGCUUCCGAACGACAUCAAGAGUCCUGCACGAAUCUUCUAUGAGCUAGACGGGUACUACCAGAACCACCGCCGCUUCGUGUCGUCCGUCAUCCGUACACAGUUCACGGACGAAUGGCGACCAGAAACAGCCACCUCCACACUCGAGUGUCAUCCCAUGAAGUCUAUCACUUCCGAGCUCUGCACGGUAGGCGUCUGUGAGCCCGAGUCAGCUGCCAGGUAUCGCGAGUUUUUCCCGUGCGGUAUCGUGGCCAAUACUCUGUUCAAUGACAUUUUCUGGCUGCACGAGGGUAUUUUGCCGUCGGGAAAGAAUCUUACGCGCACGGAUAUGACGUCCAGGGGAAUAGCACGUAACUACGCUGCACACAACAACAAGAAUCCGACCUGGGAUGUCUCCACGGACACCUACCUGCCUGUGUGGCUCAACCCGAACAUGAGCCGCAUCAUCCCUCCGCCCACAGGCUCAACAGCUCCACAUAUCACUUCCGACUACACGAACAGCACCGCUUGGGUGCACGAUGCGCAAGACUCGUACUACGGUGUAGGCGUCGGUCUGGAGAAUGAGUUCUGGCGCGUGUGGGUCGAGGGCGCCGCCAUGCAUCCGUUCCGCAAGCCCUACGGCCGCAUCGAGCACGAUCUUCCAGCCGGUACAACGCUCACCUUUGCCGUGCAAUCCAAUUUCUUCGUACGGUCGUUCGGCGGUGCCAAGGCGUUGGUACUGGAAGAGGUGGGCUGGUUCGGCAGUACUAACUACAUUCUGGGAGGGUUCUUCCUGGGCGUUGGCGCCAUUUUCGCAGUAGCUGGCAUCUUCUUCACAGGUCGCAAGCUGUACAACCCUCGCGCGCUUGGAGAUGCGUCCGCGUUGGCGUGGAAGAAGAAUUUGUAG